AUGAAACUUGCAUCUUGGAGCAUUCUUGCUGGUCUAGCAACUGCCUUUCCAACCAACCCACCAGAUCAAUAUGAGUACAUCAUCAUUGGAUCAGGACCCGGUGGAGGGACUUUGGCUGCCAAUCUCGCGCGUGCCGGUCAUUCAGUCUUUCUGAUAGAGGCUGGUGGUGAUCAGGGCAAUACACCACUGCAGCGAAUCCCCGCAAUGGCAGAUGUUGUCGCUGAGCAUCCAAGCAUGUCGUGGUCUUUCUACGUGAACCACUACCAAAACGAAACUCAGGCUCGAAGAGACUCCAAAUAUGCUUACAGACUAUCCAACGGCACUCUGUGGUCGGGUAUUGACCCCCCUGAGCAUGCCGAGCCGCUCGGUAUACUCUACCCUCGAGGUGCGACACUUGGCGGGUCUACUCAACUCAAUGCCAUGAACUUCGCGUUGCCACCUGAUAAUGAUUGGGAUGCCAUCGCCGAACUUACUGGGGACGAGUCAUGGAAGUCUGACAAGAUGAGAGAGCUGUUUAUCGAUAUUGAGAACUGCACUUAUGCCCCAGAGGGGACUCCUGGCCAUGGGUUUGACGGGUUCAUCCAGAGUAAUCGGAACAACAUCUCUUAUAUCACUGAUCGUCCUGGCGUCGUGCAAUCUCUGAAGCGUGCUUUUGAGCAAACUGAAGGGAUUCAAGUCGACAAUGCCGCCGAAGUUGGUCGACUAAUGCAACGAGAUAUCAACCGCCUAGACAAAGAUCGGUACUCGCCAGGAAUCUACCAGAUUCCCCUCCAUGUUGAUAGUCUUAGACAGCGAACUGGUGCAUGGCGAUAUCUACACGAGACGAUGAAUGCUAAAACAGCAAAUGGAUCUGUUCUGUAUCCUUUGACUGUCAGCACCCAUUCUCUGGCUACCCGCGUGCUGUUCAAAGACAGCCAAAACGGCAAACCGCAGGCCUUUGGUGUAGAGUAUCUCAAGGGCGAAGGGCUGUACUCUGCUGACAAACGCUACGAUGAGUCUGAGUCUGGUCGCAUGGUUAACGUCACCGCAUCAAGAGAAGUGAUUGUGGCUGGCGGUACGUUCAACACGCCCCAGAUACUCAAGCUUAGUGGCAUCGGCCCUCGGGAAGAGCUUGAGAGUCUUGACAUUCCGGUCGUUAUGGAUCUCCCUGCAGUAGGCAAAUAUCUGCAGGACAACUACGAGGGUGGCGUGACAGUCGAAGCUUCUGUGCCGUGGGAGAACAAUCCCUUCGAGAACUGUUCCUUUACACUUGAAGCCAAUGAUACAUGCUAUCAAGAGUGGAACCAAUCUCAUACCGGUGCUUACGGCGAAGGAGCAGCUCCGAUUUCACUUCUCUAUAGAUCCAGCGUCAGCGAGACAAACGACACAGAUCUGUACCUCUUCGGAGCAGCUGGGACUGUGUUCCGUGGAUAUUUUCCUGGGUAUUCUACUUGGCAGGCGCCUCCAACGUCUUGGUUCUGGUCCAUUGUCAAGAUGCAGACAGGCAACCAAGCUGGAACUAUCACUCUCCGCUCCAAAGACCCCCGACAAGCACCAGAGAUCAACUUCAACUACUUCGCUGAGAAGGGGAAUCGAGAUCUCCAGGCUAUCCAGGAAGGUGUAGAGCAUACCAUGCGUAUCUUCAACGCUACCGGUGAACCUUACGCUCCAUUCAAGAUUGUUGAGCCUCGGUCCGGCGUGAGUAUUCAGCAGGGUAUCAUGGAUGAUGCAUUCAGUCACCAUGCGACUUCAUCUUGUCGCAUGGGACCUGCUGGCGAUAGGAACUACUGCGUUGACUCGGAAUUCAAGGUUAAUGGCGUCGAUGGACUUAGAGUUGUGGAUGCUUCGGUCUUUCCACGUACGCCGGGAGGAUUCCCUGCUGCGCCUACGUUUAUGAUAAGUCAGAAGGCCUUUGGAGUGAUCAUGGGAAGUGUCCGGGGCUAG
Molecule: messenger RNA, 1923 nt
Organism: Fusarium fujikuroi IMI 58289
Lineage: Eukaryota; Fungi; Ascomycota; Sordariomycetes; Hypocreales; Nectriaceae
Product: related to choline dehydrogenase
Exons: 6
Coding region: 1-1923 (640 amino acids)
Molecular function (GO): flavin adenine dinucleotide binding; oxidoreductase activity, acting on CH-OH group of donors
Source: RefSeq, a predicted model, not a curated record